AUGCGGAGCAUACGGCGUAAAGUGGUUGCCGACAGCGACAACGACAAGGAGUCGUCUGAAGAAGACGACGAGGAGGUUCAUAGGAAGCGGGAUCUGGUGGAGGAGUUGAUUGGCGAGGAGAAAGAAGACUUUCAUACGCACCGACCUGAUGGGACGUUUGAGAUUCUGAAUGAAGUCGUGGUAGACCGCGGGCCGAAUCCAACCAUGUCAUACACUGAAGUAUUUGGCGACGACGAACAUUUUACAUCCGUCCUUGCAGACGGCAUCUGCGUAUCGACGCCCACGGGCUCUACGGCAUACAACCUUGCGGCUGGCGGCUCGCUCUGCCACCCCGAGAACCCCGUGAUGUUGGUGACGUCCAUCUGCGCACACACGCUGUCCUUCCGGCCCAUCAUCCUGCCGGACACAAUUGUACUGCGCGUCGGUGUGCCGUAUGAUGCGCGCACGUCGUCCUGGGCGUCGUUUGAUGGCCGCGAGCGCGUGGAGCUGCAGCCGGGCGACUACGUGACGAUUAGUGCGAGUCGAUACCCGUUUGCCUCGGUGCAGGCGGAGGGCCGGCGCAGCGAGGACUGGGUGAAUAGUAUUAGUGGCAAGUUGGGCUGGAAUACGCGUCAGAAGCAAAAGGAGCUGUCGCGGCAGUGGAAUGACUGA
Messenger RNA from [Torrubiella] hemipterigena, 651 nucleotides. The record is from the annotation of a GenBank genome assembly. NCBI's taxonomy places the organism in Eukaryota, Fungi, Ascomycota, Sordariomycetes, Hypocreales, Clavicipitaceae.